CAUAUUUUGAUUUAUACCUGCAAAGUAAAAAUUGACUUUACAUUUAAGGAAAAAUUCUCCAAUGUUGACAUUCGAGUAAGAGUUAAUGGUGGUGGUCAUGUAUCCCAAAUAUAUGCAAUCAGACAGGCUAUCUCAAAGGCUCUUGUUGCAUAUUAUCAAAAAUAUGUUGAUGAAGCUUCAAAAAAAGAAUUAAAGGAUAUCCUAAUUCAAUAUGAUAGGACUUUAUUGGUAGCAGAUCCACGUCGUUGUGAACCAAAGAAAUUUGGAGGUCCAGGCGCCAGGGCCCGCUACCAAAAGUCUUACCGUUAAGUUUUGUACUGUACAUGUAUGUAUUUCAUUACAUAACAAUUUACUGAUAUA
Agrilus planipennis (emerald ash borer) is the source of this 360-nucleotide messenger RNA. RefSeq names its product 40S ribosomal protein S16-like. Gene Ontology annotation, cellular component: ribosome; cytosolic small ribosomal subunit. The annotation marks the transcript as partial. The record is from RefSeq and is a predicted model, not a curated record. NCBI's taxonomy places the organism in Eukaryota, Metazoa, Arthropoda, Insecta, Coleoptera, Buprestidae. Gene Ontology annotation, molecular function: structural constituent of ribosome; RNA binding. The transcript has 2 exons. Gene Ontology annotation, biological process: translation; maturation of SSU-rRNA from tricistronic rRNA transcript (SSU-rRNA, 5.8S rRNA, LSU-rRNA).